This is a messenger RNA of Aspergillus alliaceus, 1039 nucleotides long. Its product is annotated as NEDD8-conjugating protein UBC12. NCBI's taxonomy places the organism in Eukaryota, Fungi, Ascomycota, Eurotiomycetes, Eurotiales, Aspergillaceae. The transcript is spliced from 4 exons. Bases 195 to 749 code for a protein of 184 amino acids. The record is from RefSeq and is a predicted model, not a curated record.
GUUCAUUCGUCGCUCCGCCUUCAGUACUUUGCGCCUCAAGUUGAUCGCCUGUUCUGUCCCUCCUUGUUGAAUAUCCUUUGUCGUUUCGGGGUACUCUACUUAUAAUAGCCGUUCAUAGCCUCUCUGGCUAGGUUAUAUUCUUCCUAGACUCUCGAAUUAAAUCGUAUCUACAAACCCUGUGGUAGUGAUUCAUCAUGUUGAAGAUAUGGUCGAUGAAACAACAGCAGCAGCAAGCUGAAAAUGCUGAAGGAGCAGCCGGCAAGAAGAAAAAGAAGGUCACCGCCGCUCAGCUGCGCGUACAGCGGGACCUCCAAGAACUCACCCUCGGAAACACGAUGAAAAUGACCUUCCCGAACCCCGACGACAUCCUGAACUUCACGCUCACCAUCGAACCCGACGAGGGCAUGUACAAAGGCGGCGCGUUCCAUUUUAGUUUCAACGUCAACCAGAACUUCCCCCACGAUCCGCCGAAAGUCAAGUGUACGCAGAAGAUCUACCAUCCAAAUAUUGACCUGGAGGGAAAUGUUUGUUUGAAUAUUUUGAGGGAGGACUGGAAGCCUGUGUUGAAUUUGAAUGCUGUUAUUGUUGGGAUGCAGUUCUUGUUUCUUGAGCCGAAUGCUUCCGAUCCAUUGAAUAAAGAGGCGGCAGAUGAUCUACGUUCGAAUCGGGAUGCGUUUAAACGGAAUGUUCGGACGUCGAUGGCUGGGGGCACGGUUCGGAACAUACAGUAUGAGCGAGUGAUGAAAUAAGAGCUGUGGUGCUGAGAUGGGGAUAUAUCAAUAGAUUGUCUGUGGGCCGUCUACCUUGUGCCCGUGGGUUCUUUUCUUGCCCGUUUCCCUACUGGACUGGGAUGUUGACGGCGUGUCAUUGGCUCGGAUGAAUGGAUGAUAUGGUCAAGUUCGCAUGGAGACGGGGCAAUGAGACGUGUAUAUCGGAUUGGAAGUGCUUCACGGAUUUUUCUUCUUGAGACCAUUGCAUUGUACUUAUGGAUUAAUUAGCGACAGGAUAGAUUCUUACGAAAGAAAUGACUCUGAUUGAA